Molecule: messenger RNA, 1085 nt
Organism: Neomonachus schauinslandi (Hawaiian monk seal)
Lineage: Eukaryota; Metazoa; Chordata; Mammalia; Carnivora; Phocidae
Gene: GIMAP2
Product: GTPase, IMAP family member 2
Exons: 3
Coding region: 29-1045 (338 amino acids)
Cellular component (GO): endoplasmic reticulum
Molecular function (GO): GTP binding
Source: RefSeq, a predicted model, not a curated record
UUCUUUGGACAGUCAAUCAGGGACAACAAUGGACCAACACAAAGGCGGUCACUCUGGACCAUAUAUGAAGAACCAACGUGCCAGAGGAUCAGAGCUGAGAAUCAUUCUGGUGGGCAAAACAGGAACGGGCAAAAGUGCCACCGGGAACAGCAUCCUUGGGAAGCAAGCAUUUGGGUCGCAGCUGACUGCCCAGCCGUUCACUAAGACUUGCAGUGAAAGUCAGGGAAGCUGGGGAAAGAGAGAGAUGGUCAUUAUCGACACACCGGAUAUGUUUUCUGGGGAGGACCACUCCGAUUCCCUGUGCAAAGAGGUGCAGAGAUGCUACUUACUCUCGGCACCAGGACCCCAUGUGCUGCUCCUGGUGACCCAGCUGGGCCGAUUCACCGCCCAGGACCAGCAGGCUGUGCAGAGGAUGAAGGAGAUCUUUGGAGAAGAUGCCAUGAGUCACACAAUUGUCCUCUUCACCCACAAAGAAGACCUCGAGGGAGACUCCUUGACGGAUUACAUCCAGGACACGGAUAACAAAGCCCUCCGCAAGCUGGUGGCAGCAUGUGGAGGGCGAGUGUGUGCCUUUAACAACUGUGCUACAGGGAGUGAUCGGGAUGGCCAAGCGAAGGAGCUAAUGGACUUGAUGGAAGGCCUGGUGUUGGAGAGAAGGGGUGACCACUACACCAAUGGGCUCUACAGCCUAGUAACAGCGUCAGGAUGUGGACCUGUGUGCGAAGAGGAAAGGUUAAAGGAUUUCAAAAGAGAUCUUAGGAAGUACAUGGAAAAUCAGAGACGUUACUCCACCAUGGCCAAAGCAAAUUACCUGAAACAAGCCCUAAUCAAGACACCAGCCUUUAUUUUUUUAUUUUUUAUUCAUUUCUUUCUCAAAUUGCUAAUUCUGUUAUUUUGUGUAUUGUACAGAAUGUGCGUCUCGUUUUGCUGCUUUCUUUUGAGUGUAUGCUGUUUGUUCUGUAGCUUACUGUUAAUGAUAGCCAAAAUAUUGCUGAUAAGUUUGAGAAAGAUCACUGGGCUGGAAGGCAAGACUCCUAGAUUAUAGUUACAGGUCAGCGAUUAUUUAUUCACGACCAGAUACUGGG